Messenger RNA from Lachancea lanzarotensis, 231 nucleotides. RefSeq names its product LALA0S08e04104g1_1 (gene SMX2). The coding region runs from base 1 to 231 and encodes 76 amino acids. The record is from RefSeq and is a predicted model, not a curated record. Gene Ontology annotation, cellular component: U12-type spliceosomal complex; U2 snRNP; SMN-Sm protein complex. The transcript has 2 exons. Lineage: Eukaryota; Fungi; Ascomycota; Saccharomycetes; Saccharomycetales; Saccharomycetaceae. Gene Ontology annotation, molecular function: RNA binding. Gene Ontology annotation, biological process: spliceosomal snRNP assembly; mRNA splicing, via spliceosome.
AUGGUAUCCACGCCCGAGCUCAAAAAGUAUAUGGACAAAACCGUAUAUUUGCAACUGAAUGGAUCGCGAAAACUUAUAGGAGUGCUUCGUGGAUUCGAUAUUUUCCUGAACGUGGUCUUGGAUGAUGCGGUCGAGAUCCGCAAAGAUGACACGAAGGCCCCGAUCGGAUCGCAAACCGUUGUUCGGGGCAAUUCAAUAGUUUCAAUAGAAGCAUUAGAGACUCUGGCAUAG